CAUCAACAAUAAUUUUUGUUGUACUAGAGUUAUUGUCUGACUCGUUUUAACACAUGUCGAAAGACAUAUUUAUUACUCUUUUACAAGCUAAAAGCUCAAGUGGAGCGAUCUAUGGGCUUCUUGCAGUUUACCAACACGACAAUGGCCGAAUUGUCCGUAUAGGAUAUUUUUUAUUGGCCCGUACGUCCCAACCUGCCAUGUCUUUGGUUUUAAAAAUGGCGUAUACAAGCUUUUUGUUUGCCGGUGUACGCUGUUGAAUACUUUCCAAGACCUCGCGCGUAUUCCUAUAAGACCUAAACGUCGUGAAUAUGAAAUUAAAGUACAUGUGUAGGUAUAUAAUCAACGCUGUGGACCCCGUGAACAAAAUUUUGUAGCGUUAUGGUGAAUUAGAAUGGUGCCUGUGGCUUGUCAAUCUCGCACGUCGUCAGGUUACCCGUUCGUAACGUAAAUAUCACACAGCGAGCGUUUUAUAUUUCAGAUAUGACAGCGUCGCAAAACAGUAGAUAAUGGAGAGUUCAGAAGAUGAUGCGGGCACAGCGACGAACGCUUCCCGCCGUGCAUCGGCGCGGGAAAAGGACGUCGGACUGGCCGAGGACGUCAAUGCAACUAGUAGUUUCCAGCAGGAACCAUCUGAAACGCGGACGGCUUGUGAUACUCCCGCGAUGUCGGAGGAUAAUUUCGACGGCGAUAGCGUACCGUCGCCGUCGGCGCAGGACGUCAACGCGAGCACCGAGGCGAUUUUGGAUAUGAUAGACGAAAUUGUUGACGGUCCGGGUGCGCCAAAGCGGGUACCUCUAGAAUCAGAAUCUGUAGAUACGCUUUUUGACGAACUCGAAAUCACCAGUGAACACUCGAAUAUCGUCGUACAAGAAUCAAGUAGCACUCUUUCGGACAACAUCACCGCACAUCCCGCAGAAGCAUCACCAGCCGACAGUGCCAAAAGCGAUUUACCGGUUCAGUUUGGCAUUGACUCUCAGACCGAAUCUUUAAGUGAUCUAUCACCAGGUGUUUUAAAUACAGACAGUGUUGACUCUUUACCACAAAGUUCAUCUCUGCCAGAGGCAGGUGAGCCUGCAGUGUCUACACAGCCUGAAGACAGUGCUCUGUCAGAUGUGGUACCCGAGGCAUCAGAAGCACCUGCUAGUUGCCCUCCACCCAAUAUUCCUUCCAGCAGUGAAGAAAAGACUGUGCUGAGCAUUACAGACUCUAGUGGUGAUUGUGAAACACAGGAACGAACAGUAAAGUGUGUGUCAUCCAGUGAUAACAGGGACAAUGUGACUGUCGAAAGUGCAGAAUCAACAUCUAGUGAUAGUAGUGUUAGUGAAGGUAAAGCAGUGUUUGUAGAAACGCCAGUUCGGUCACCACUCAAACGGCGUCUGGUACGGCCAGCACCCAGUGAACGACGGCCAGACUCUACAGUGUCCUCGACUGUUGAUUCCCAAAUUGUUCAUUUACCCGCUACUGAACAAACAAGUAGUGAAAAUAUCACCAAGGAUGUGACAAGUUCAUCUGAUGCUGUGCCCACAUUACAUGGUAACGUAAAACCAGAAGAGAUUAGAAAUGUAAGUGAUAAUAAUUUCUGCAAAGCAGAAACGUCUGUGAGUUCUCCUAAAAAAAUUAAGCUUAUUAGGCAAAAAGUUAUUUCUGGUACUAAUAAUAGAGAUAAUUCUAUUAAUCAGUCUGCUAUUCAAUCAGAUAAGGAUCAGUGUCAAUCAACUUCAUCUGAUAGCCAUUCAUUACCCUUGCCUGAGCCUCAUUCAGAAUCUUCAAAUAAUAUUAAUAUCUCACAAUCUCAAGACACCAAUGAACCAUUAAUUCCUGUUGUUAACUGCAUAUCUGAGUCGCCUGUUGAUAGUCCUGUACAAACAGCAAGCUCCGAUGAACAUUCCCAACCCAGAAUAGACCAUUCUCAUUCAUUAAAACUAGAAGAGAUUGAAAAACAUGAUAGUAAUGAACAGAUGUCGUCUGGUCAGUCCAGCUCAUGUUCACCAAAUUCUUCUGAAGCAACUCAACCUAUUGUUGAUGAUAAUAAUGAAGUUAACGAAACAAGUAGUAUAUCUGAACCAAACUCGGCUCCACCCCAAGCUGAAAUUAUACAAAAUGAUUUGAUCCCUGAUGAAAGCAAUGUUAAUUAUGAUGAUCAUGGGGAUGCUAAAGAUGUAGAAAGUGCUCAAAAUGAAGUAUUGCCUUCCUCACAAAGCAUACCUGCAUGCAUACAGAAUGUAGAGAGUUCUGAACCAGAAAGUAGCAAUAACUUAGCUCAAAAUCUUACAAUAACUCAGGAUUGUGUACAAAUUCAAGAUCAUACAGAUGACAAUCAUGACACAAAUGAGCAAAAUGAUAUGCAAGUAGAUGACCGUACACAAGUCCAAGAUCAAAAGGAACAGGAGGAUAGCAUGCAAGUGGAAGAGCACAUAGAAAGGCAAGAUCCUACACAAGCCGAAGACCAAACAAAACAGCAAGAUGAUAUGCAAGUGGAUGAGCAAACAGAAGAACAAGAUCUUUCAGAGGUUCAAGACCAAACACCACAGGAAGAUAGCAUGGAAGUGCAAGAUAACUCAAAAGAGGAUAAUCAUACCCAAGAGCAUGAUCAUACAGAAAUUAAAGAUCACACACAGGUGCAAGAUCAUACACAAGUGCAAGAUCAUGCACAACCGGAAGAUCAUAUACAAGUGCCAGAGCAUACAGAUGUGCAAGAUCUCACGCAAGUGCAAGAUCAUACAAAAUUAGAAGAUCACAUGCAAGUGCAAGAUCAUAAAAAACUAGAUGAUCACACAGAAGUGCAAGAUCUUACGAAAAUACAAGAUAACACGCAACUGCAAGAUCAUACACAAGUGCAAGCUCAUACACAAGUCCAAGAACACACUGAUGUACAGGAUCAUGUACAGGUGCAAGAUCAUACACAAGUACAAGAUCCUACACAAAAACAAGAUCAUACACAAUCGGAUCCUUCACAUGCGCAAGAUCGCAAGCAAGUGGAAGAUCACACAGAAGUGCAAGAUCAUAAACAACUUGAAGAUCACAUUGAAGUGCAUGAUCAUACACAAGUUCAAGAUCACACGCAAAUGCAAGAUCGACCGCAAGAGCAAGAUCAUACACAAGGGCAUGAUCAGACACUACAGCGUGAACACACGCCAGAGCCUGUUAGCAUACAAAGGCAUGAUCAGUUGCCCCAGCGCGGACACACGCCAGAGCCUGUUAGCAUACAAAGGCAUGAUCAGUUGCCCCAGCGCGGACACACGCCGGAGCCUGUUAGCAUAAAAGAGCAUGAUCAGACGCCACAGUGUGAACAAACGCCAGAGCCUGUUAGCAUACAAGGGCAUGAUCAGACGCCCCAGCAUGAACGCACGCCAGAGCCUGUUAGCAUACAAGUGCAAGAUAAUACCCAAAUGGAAGAACCUAAGCCAGUGCAAGAGGAUGAAAAGAAAGUUCCACCAAUCAAACUUAACUUAUCUAUGGCUAAUCUAUCUGAAUCUAACAAAGAGACAGAACACAGCAGUAUUAGUAGAACCAAUGCUAUCCAUGAAGAAUCUGAAGUAACCAAACAAGUCCCCAAAUUAACAAUCAAGUUAAAACAACCAGAUGAAAUUAAGUCACCUGUACCUAAAGUAACAAUAAAACCUAUCAAACCACCUGUUGAACAAGAUUCAGAUGACAACACUGAAGAUAGUCAUCAAGUACCUUGUGUUACUAAAAUAAAUAUCAAGCCUAUUCCCAAACCAACGGAAAAUCUUAAUGAAAAAACAUUAAGAUCACAACAUACGAUAGAGGGGUCCACUAGACCAAAUGCAAGCGUCACAAAGCUAAAUAUAAAACCAAUACCCAAACCUCCAGAAAAAAUAAAUGAUUUUCAUAGAAAAUCUAGUAGCAGUGAAAUUUCAGAAUCUGAAUAUUCUGAAAAUGAUGAAACCAGCACUUCAGACCAAGCAUCGACUUCUGAUCAAGGACCUUCUGAUGUUGUUCCAAAAGUAACAAUAAAACUAGGAAAGCCUGGCACUGAAAGUGAAGGUAAAUUUUAUACUGAAAAAAAUAUUCCAAAACUUACUAUAAAAGUUCAACAAGAUGAAAAUGAUGAGCAAGAACCUAAAUUAAAGAAAAUGGUAAUUAGUCAGUCAGAAGCAUCUUCUGACACACAACUUGACAAAAUACCUAAACUGACAAUAAAAACUAUCUCAAAAUCAGAAAGUCAGCCUCUUAGUCCAAAGUUGACUAUCAAACCAUUAAAACCACCAGAUACAACCAAUAAAGAUGGAGAAAUUCCUAAAAUGAAGAUAUCUACUGAAUCAUUUGCAUUAGCAGAUGUAAAGGAGAGUCCACAUGUGCCUAAAAUUACAAUUAAACCUGUAACAAGGUCUACAGCAAUGUGUGACAGCCCAGAACAUAUCCCUGUAGUAACAAAAUUGAAUAUUAAACCUAUUUUGAAACCUACAGACAGUGGAGAGACCCCUGAAAGCUUUGAAGAUAAAGUUCCUGUAGUUUCAAAAUUAAAUAUAAAACCUGUACUAAAGCCUAAAGAUAAUGAUGUAGAUUCUAGUGUAGAUGAUGUACCUAAAAUAACUAAAUUAAAUAUUAAACCAAUAAAGAAUCCUGAGGAAAAUUCUUCGGAGGAAAAAGACUGUGAUGAAUUGAAUGCUGACAUUGAAAAAAAUAGUAUACCUGUUGUUACUAAACUUAAUAUUAAGCCUAUAAUUAAGCCUCAUGAUGAAGAAACUCUAAAGGAUUCAGAAAACCAAUCAUCAGAGACUGGUAAUUCAAGUGAUGAUAAUGGAGACCACAUACCUGUUGUUACAAAACUAAACAUAAAACCAAUUGUAAAACCUGACAGCUCAGAUGAAUCUUCUAAAACUGUUUCGUCGAGUGAACCAAGCAUUCCUGUUAUUACUAAACUAAAUAUUAAACCAUUAAUAAAACCCGGAGACAGUAUCUCACCAUCAUCUCCUAAAAAGGAACACAAAAUAGAUGGCCAUAGCCCAAUACCAGUUGUUACUAAAUUAAAUAUUAAGCCUGUUGUAAGGCCUGAAGACUCGGAUUUAGCAAAAAGUAAGGAUGAUACUGUAGAUAAAACUCCUUCAAAAAAUCCUCCUCUUGUGAUGAAAAUCAACAUGAAAACCAUGACAGAAAAUUUCAAUAAUGAACAUGCAUCUUGUAACAACAUCAUCAAUGAACCAUUGCCUAUGUCUCCUAAAAAAGUAAAGGUAACCAAUGCAAUAGAAUCUAAAUCUGAAGCAGCCUCAGAAAAGAAUUCUAAAAGAAGUAGUGAACCAGUAAAUGAUAUACUGGCCCCAAUAAAGGACCAUUCUGGAGAAAAACCCAAACAAAACUGUGUACCUGACUCCAAUGAAAAGAAUGCAGUUGUUGACACAUCAUGUGUAAAUAAAUCAGCAUCAUCAGAAAAAGAAAAGCAUUCAUCAUCAGGGACAGGCAAUGAAUGUGAUUCUAUAAUUACAGGAUCCUCAUUUCCUGAGUCUAGUACAGAUAAAAUGCCUACUGUCAUGAAUGCAACUGGCCAAGAACACAAGCAUAUGAACUUAGGAUCCACUGACUCAAUAAGUGAGGCAAAUAUGAUGCAAACUAUUAGUAGACACCAAGAAUCAAGGAGUAGACAUUCAUCAGUGCAAAAUUGUACUUUGUUGAAAAAACUUUUAGAAAAUAAAUGUAGUUUAGAUAAAAACCUUGAAGUGUCUCCAAUAGUGAAUUAUGCUUUGCCUGCUGAAAAUAAAACCUUAAACAGUGAUCAUUUAGUUGAAUCAGGAAAGUCUAGCUUAGACAAAUUAAGUUCUGGAAAUCUAGAGAAAAUUGAGAAGAGAAGUGCUACUCCUGAUAAAGUAAAUGAUUUAAAAAAGUCUGUAGAUUCAAGUACACAUGCAAACCAAGAUCAUUGUGAUAAACCAAAUGAGAACCUUACCAAACCCUUAGAAAUUACCAUAUCUGAUAAGGUUACAAAUCAAAGUUCUGGCCAAGAUUCUCCAAGAAUAAUAUUAAAAAUUAAUAAGACUGAUCAUGGUCCCUCAGCAAAAAUUAUUACUGAAGAGGUGAAAAGGCCUGAUGUGCAACAAAACCUCUCUGAAAAUACUCAAGAUAUUGUAAAUGAUAAGCAAAGUCCGAAAAAAUAUGUAAAUAGUAGAAAGAAACAAGCAUUGGAUACAUCAUUGAAUUUAUCUUCAGGCAAGCGCUUAAGGAGUUCAAGGAUUGUAGAAAAUACAGAAAAGACGCCUAUAGCAAGGCGGAAUAUGGGCAAGAGGCCAUCCACGACGGAUACUAGCCCUCCUCAAAACAAAGAUUCUGACCUUUCCUUGUUACAAAGUAAAAGGUUAAAAUUAGGACAACUUUUGGGCAACAAGUCCCUUACAAUGAGUCCUGUUACAAAAACUUCUCCGCCCUCACCCACAAAGACUGGUUUAGAUUUAAAACAGGGAGGUAAAAAUGUCAAUCAUUCUCUGUUGAAUAAUGAGAAUUGUUCAAAGAAUGGUAACUCAAAAUUACAUAAUAUUUUGUCCAAUUUACAUGCAAAACAAAAUAUGCAAUCACUGUCUUAUAAUAAUACAAACUGUUUAGACAAACCACAAACCGUGGCUACUGAUAAAGAAGUGAAUGCUUCAGUGAGCAGCUUGGAUGCAGUUGAGACUGCUUCCGUAGAAAACUCGCAUCCGGAAGUACAAGAGAUGAUUAUAAAUGAAAAUUCAGAAUAUCGUGAAUUUACCACUACUCCUGAAGAGGUUUCUCAAGAUCCUUUAGAGGUAGCCAGGCCAGCUGAAGAAAGUCCAGAGAUUGUAGACAUUCCUAAAACAGUGGAACUGACACCGCAACCUAAAAAACGUGGACGGCCACGGAAGUUGCCAGUAUCUGAAGGAGCGAAACCCGUCGCAUUGCCGGUUCCAGCCUUAGAAGAGCGGCCGCAACGGUCAUUGCGCCUAAUGAGGGACAGACCGGCAAUCCUGACGAAGCCACGAGGACGGGGCAGAGGGCGAGGGGCACGACGUGUGGAAGCGACUACGCCGCCUACAGAACUCGAGACUAUAGUGGUUAUCGAGCCUGCUGACGAGCCGGAAGACCGACCACCCCCUGCCGAAAUCGACCCGACCAGUUCGAGAAUCAAGCUUCCGCGUAUGACGGAGGCACUCGACAAAAUGCCUUCAGCAUGCACAACACCUUUAUCAAGUAGACGACGGAAUUCGUCAGGGAAUUACUCGACUGGCGAAUCGCCUGAAUUGAAGGUGGCGCUUGAGAACUCGAAAGGCGAUGAGACCAUGAAGAGUCCUGAAGCUGGUAGUUCAGGGAGGGGUCGAGGUGGGCGGGGGAGCCGUGGCGGUCGGGGGAGGACACCACGUGGUCGAGGACGGGGGCGGGGAGGCGGCCGCGGCGCUACCUACAUGAAGGAAACUAUGGGCAUCUACGGGCGAGUGUGUGGGCCAGCUACGACGACAGUGCAGCUCUUCGAAGAAGAAACGUGUAUGAUGGACGAUAACGCCACUCCCGCUAAACCCACACAUUUAUUGGACGAAGAUUCUCAAAGUUCCGUGAAGAGUUCGACGAACGAAAGUAGUAAAAUGAAGAAAUCAAAAUUUGCUGAUUUGUUCGACAGUAAUAAGGUGUGGACGGCCGCGGAUGUAAAGGAAUACACGUGGCCCCCACCAGACAAGGCUGAUGUUGAACAUAAGGUAAUGAUGAUUCAGGAGCAAGUAGCGAUGUUCUUAGGAGUGAAAAGCUUCAAGCGGCGAUACCCGGAACUGAAGAGGCGGACUAUUUCUGGUGAGGAGAGGGACUACGUUCUUAGUAAAGGUCUCGUGACUGAAGCAUUGUGUGACCUUGGUAUCACUGCGGUAGACGCCAGUGAAGUAUUAGACAUUAUGUUAUCGGACUAUCCUCACAAAUAUGAAGAGUUUCGGUCGUACCAACGGCAACGGCAAUUGGCUGAGGCUGCUGAGGAACCAACCGAGGAUAUUAAAACCGAAGAAAAGGUGGUUAGGGUUGAAAUGAAAGCGGAGAAACCGGCUGAACAUAAACCUGAACCACCGAAAGUUGAUCCCGAAAAGACAAGACAGGACAUGGCGGCGGCAGCUAUAGCGUCAGCGAGCGAGUGGAACGCGCGGACGAACGCGUUGCGUCGCGGCGCGUGCGCCGACCUGCAGUCGCUGACGGUGCAGCGCGCGCGCGUGCCGCCCGCCGCCCCGCCGCGCCCCCACCUGCGCCCGCCCGCAGGGUUCUACCCGCACGCGCUACUGCCGGGGCAGUACCAGCACUCCUACAGGGUCUACACGCCUGAUCAACUACGGUACUUCCCAUUGAACACAGUACUAGCGGCGCCGCCGGCACCACCGUCAGAAGAAUGGAGUUCUGACUCAGAACCUGACUGGGGCUCAAGAUUCUCGUCAUCCGAGGAUUCUGACGGCCCUACACAUCAUUCUGCUAAGCGGAAGAAAUUGACGAAGACAAAGCGCAGCAGCCAGGCGGAGAGCCGUGACGUGAAGGAGUCGCGGGAGCCGCGCGAGGAGACGCGGCCCGAGGACCUGUGCCGCGUCUGCAAGCUGCGCCUCGAGGCCAACCGCCGCUACACGCACGAACGGUUCCUCGUCUGUGCCAACUGCAACGCCAAGCUGCACCCGUCGUGCCUGGAGCUGAGCGCGGACACGAUCCGCAAGUGCCGCGACUACGCGUGGCAGUGUGCCGAGUGCAAGACUUGCUGCACGUGUCGCCAGCCCGCAGACGACGACAAGAUGCUCUUCUGCGACCUCUGCGACCGUGGCUUCCAUAUCUACUGCGUCGGACUCGACACCGUGCCUAGCGGCCGGUGGCACUGCGUAGAGUGUGCGAUCUGCAAGUCCUGCGGGGCGCGGUCUCCCGGGGGCGCAGGGGGCGGGGGCGCGGGGGGCGCGGCCGCCAGUACCGAGCCCGCUGAGUGGCACCACCAGACGCGGCGCGGGCUCGGCGGACACAAGGUCUACUCGCACUCGCUCUGCACGCCCUGCGCCAGGGCGUAUCGCAUCGGUCGCUACUGCCCGCUCUGCGAGCGCUCCUUCAUCGGCCCGAAGGGGACCAUGCAGCUCGUCAUAUGUAAGCUCUGCGAUAGGCAACUGCAUCAAGAUUGCGUUAGACAGACCGUGUCUAACCUGAACGUGCUGGACUACACGUGCGCGGAGUGCCGGCGGACGGGCAUCACGUCGCGCGCCGCGGCCGUGCGCCUGGCGCCGCGCACCAUCGCCACGCUGUUCAUGGCCAAGCGGCGCUUCAACAAGUACGCGCACCGCCAGUACCUGGCCAGCCGCGCGCGCCAGGCCGAGGAGGCGCGCCUGGAGGCGGGCGAGGACUCGGUGGACGCCGCGGAGCCGCUGCGCGUCGAGCUGCGCGACGACAUGUCGGACGGGUCGGACGCGCCGCCCGACCUGGCCGACACCAGCGACCCGCUCGACGCCACGCCCGACGCCUGAACUCUCCGUGCGCGAGUGAGCGGUGGACUGUAUACAAACUGACCGUGUAAUAUAUAUGUAGCUGUUGUUAGUUCAUAUGUAACUCUUAUUCGCUUCGGUACUACGGUUGUAAGGUAAACUGUUACAUAAAUCUGAUUAAUAUAACGAUUAACCGGUAGGCUAUGUACGUGUAAGUUGUCGGAUAGUGAGGAGAUACUAGGUGUAUUGUCUCUUUGUGUUAUCGCUGCGUUUUAUUUUCGAUACGCUGAGAUGUUUGCGAGUACGAACCCCGGAGGAGCCGGCGCUGAAAUAUUAUGUAUAUUAUUAUAUCCCUAGUGGGAGUUAGACGGUUUGAUUUAACAGAUGAUAAAGAUCAUAAAAGUGGUUAGAUAGAUAGCUGUAGAUCGCAGGACUCUUAACAUUAAAACUGUACAGUAAUUUAAUACUAACUUCACUAUAUGGGUAGCUGGGCAAUCAUACUAUUUUUAAUAUCAUAGAUUUGAGUUAAAGUAUCCUGCAAGACAAAUCAUGUAUCUUAUUGUGUAUUCGUCCACAAUUGGUUAUGUUGAAAGUGAUUAGAUUACGAGAGAUUGUGUAGUUGUGCUGUUAUUACUUUACGACGGAUGGUUUAGUUGCAUUGUGUCGCAUCAUGUUCGUUUAUUUGUGUGAACUCUAUAUUAGAACUGCAGACGGACAUGGUACAUUUUGUCAUUUACGAAUUAGUUCUCAGGAAUACAAAAUAAAAUAAAUGCAUACAAUAGAAAUCUGCCUUUUAAUGCAUUUUUUAAUUUUGUUUCGAAAUUGUUUUUGUUGUCACUGCUGUUUAUGAAUCGGUCCACACACUAUUGAAGACAGUGCGCAUUUUGUUUAUUUUUUAUAUAGUAUAAUUUUUAGAUUAUCGUUAAUUUCGCUUAAUAAGGUAUUUAUUUUAGUUGUACUUUUAUAUGGAUACAGCUGUAUACAAUCUUAUGUCCCAGAUAAUAUUCGCGGAGGAUUGUUACAUGAACGUAGGGAAUUUAUAUAAUUCAACAGGUUCGGAUAGUUAUGAUUGAUUCUGUUUGCCUGUAAUGAAUUUUAUUUAUGAAUCGUUUGGGUAUGAUUAAGAAUAUGUUUCCCCCUAAUACGCACUUUAUGAAAGUUGUUGAUUAAUUACACUAGAUUAUUUUAUAAGAUUUUUAUCGUUUCUGUAGUUUAAUUAUUGUACGAAUCAAAUUCAGCAGCUCUUCUUUCAAAUAACAUUUAUUGUUUUCCUUACUUAAUUUCAAAGUACAAAACAUAGGCUACCUUUAUGUACAUUUACUAGCACUCGUUCUGGAAGGCAAUAUGAACCCAAUAAAUAAAUAAUUAUAGUUUUAUAGAAAGAUCAAAUAAAUUAUUUUAUUCAGAGUAUAGUAUGUUUAUUUUCAAUAUGAGAAAAUUAUUUAUUUAUACCUAUGGAUACAAAGAUAGUAUUAUAGCAGAAUUGGGUGGUAUUUAUUUCCAGGGCGAAUCCGGGAAUGAUUGGUUGGACACUGGGCAGUAGUCCCUGCAGCCUGGUAUUCGUUUUCGGUAUACGUAACAUUCGAUUCAACAACGUGUAUGCAUUUGCUGUACUUACGAUAUAAUCUCUGCGCGCUAUCGUCUUUUUAACCACUGCUGUGUGCAAUUAUCCCCCAUAAUGUUGUGUAUUAUAUCUUGUAUUAGAAUUAUAUUGUGUAAGUGCAGGUGACGACCUUAGUAACUUCAUUGAAUACUGACACUAAUGUAUCAAUGUUUUAGUUUAUAAUUAUGCUUUGGUUAAUAUUAAUCAUAAUUUACUUAUUAGUGAUGACUUUUAAGAUAAAAUUGAUGUCCUCGAAAUCAUGAUAAUAUAAACCUUUUAUACAAUAUACACAACUGAUCCCGGUGUGGCUCACGCCGUAAUUCGCAUUGCUUUAUUGACACAGGUGAAUUUGUAAGACUUACUUGUAAGAGAAUAAUGAUAACUUUAUGUCUACUUAAUGCAAGUGUAAACGUUCUAGAAAUCUCGCACUGUUCGGUCAAUUUUUGUAAAAAAAGAUAAAUAAAUUUUAAUUUGAACUUU
This is a messenger RNA of Spodoptera frugiperda (fall armyworm), 11466 nucleotides long. RefSeq lists its product as uncharacterized. The transcript has 14 exons. Gene Ontology annotation, biological process: negative regulation of DNA-templated transcription. Lineage: Eukaryota; Metazoa; Arthropoda; Insecta; Lepidoptera; Noctuidae. Bases 507 to 9425 code for a protein of 2972 amino acids. Gene Ontology annotation, molecular function: transcription corepressor activity. The record is from RefSeq and is a predicted model, not a curated record.